This is a messenger RNA of Mytilus trossulus (common blue mussel), 574 nucleotides long. Its product is annotated as protein BRICK1-like. Gene Ontology annotation, molecular function: protein-containing complex binding. Bases 66 to 296 code for a protein of 76 amino acids. The record is from RefSeq and is a predicted model, not a curated record. Gene Ontology annotation, cellular component: SCAR complex. NCBI's taxonomy places the organism in Eukaryota, Metazoa, Mollusca, Bivalvia, Mytilida, Mytilidae. Gene Ontology annotation, biological process: actin filament organization; cell motility; regulation of actin polymerization or depolymerization. The transcript has 4 exons.
AUUUUUAUAGCCAAUCAAAUUUAAUCUUACUUCCGCAUUCAAGGAAAUAAAUUUAUUUGUCAACAAUGGCACAACAUGGACAUGGGCAACAUCAGAGGCCCAUUCAACAAGACUGGGCCAAUAGAGAAUACAUUGAAGUUAUAACUGGAAGCAUAAAGAAAAUAUCGGACUUUUUAAACUCGUUUGACACAUCAUGUAGAUCUAGACUGGCUACUUUGAAUGAGAAGUUAACACAACUGGAAAGAAAAGUUGAAUAUAUAGAAGCACGGGUUACUAAAGGUGAAACGUUACAAUAAUGCCAAGAGAAAGAAGAUCUGAGUUGUGGACAUAAUGUUGUGGAAUUCCAUGUACAUUUGUUGUGGUUUUGACAUAGAAAUUCUAGACUGAAAGUUGCAAAUAUGAAAAUAACAUAAAAAAAUUGAUAAAUAAGCUGAAUUUGUUCAGUAUACUGAUUGACUUACAUUCAGACUACAAACAUUUUGUAUUUUAAUGACUAAUAAAACUUAAAAGUGCAGUUGAGUUAAAAUACCUUUUAUAUCUGCAACACCCUUUAUAUUUGAAAAAUAUAUAAAAA